AUGUCAAAUUUGGCCUCAAAAUACGAAGGUCCGAAUCCAAGUAUCGCGAGGUCUUUACUAAGCUUUCCCUUGAAUCCUGAAUAUCUUUAUAAUCUUUUAACUGAAUUUAUUUCCUCACAAAAUAUUAAUAAUGUUGGUCAAGAAUACUUGUUUGACUUUGGAGCUUCAUUAUUUUAUACAAUUCAACAAGUUACACACUUGAAACUUUCAUCAAAUGAAGUUAAAAAGAAAGAGAAAGCUGAAUGGGUUAGGAUAUUUUUAAAGGUUUUUAUUGAACAAGGUUUUAUUGGGUUUAUUAUGUUAAGUGGUUUGUUAAAAGGAUAUCAAAUAAUAAAGUCCAAUGAGAAACGAUUUCCAAUAGGUGAACUUAUCACUGAAGUUGAGGAUGCUUUUUUAACAAGUUUAGAUUCUGUUAUUAAAGAAAAUCAAGAUAUAAUUGUUCUAGAUGAACAAAAUAAAAUGAAUCCUAAAAAAGAAAUUAUUGCUUAUAUAUGUGGACAAAUCAUUCCAUCUAUACCUUAUGAACAAUUGAUAAAAUUUAAUUCAAAGGGAAUUAUUAUGCAAAUUUGUUCUUCAAUAAUAUUUGAAAAUCCACGGAUAUUUCAAAAUGGAGUAUUUAUAAAGAAUAUUACUCAAGAUAUUUUAAAUGAUAAUAACCAGAAAUGGACUACUAAUUCUAAAUCUUAUAAAUCUCUACAAAAUAAAACUAAUGAUUUCAUUUUUAAGGAAUUACCAAGGAUUUCUUGGGGAAUUAGUAAAUUAGUUUUAUUUGUUGACAAAAAUGAGAUAAUAGAUUUAUUAAACUUGACUUAUUCUUUUGCUAUAGAGUUAUUUAGAUUAUGGGAAGAAUGUCCAUUGAGUUUAGUAGAAAAAGAAGAAUCAUUAGAUGAAGAAACCAAAAAAGCUACUCCUUUAUUAUGGUUAAUUUUUAAAACUCUUUUGUUCUCUAUAACAAUGAUAUUUAAAUCAAUUGUGGAUCAGUCAUUGUUUCAACCAGAAAUAUGUGAAAAACAAGUUUUGGAUAAGUCAUUGGAUGAUGAAAUAGAAGUAAAUUCAUUAAUUGAGGUAUGCAGACCUUUGGAUGGAAACAAUUCACCUUCCAAUAAAAGUAGAAUUACUUAUUACUUACUUGUAAUUGAGCAACUUAUGAAAUCAAUAAAUGAUAAUAUGGUGGAACAAGAAAUAUUACCCUUUAUUCAUAAAUAUAUUAAAGAUAAUAAAGAUUCUUUAUUAUUUGAAUCUGUACAUUCGGGUUAUCCCAACAUCUUUUCCAUCAUCCAAUUACGAACUGCGUAUAGUGAAGUCAUCAAAUAUACUUCAGAAACUGAUGACGUCUUGUGUUGGUUAUGUUUAGAUAGAUUAAUUAAAAAAAUUGAGAGUAUUACUCCAGAAUCCAAAGAAUUAAAUGAUCAUUCAAACCAAUCUUUGAAAUUUGAAUCUACUUCAUAUAAUUCAACUAAUUUAUCAGAUUUAUCAUCUAGUCAAAGCGAAGAUGAUUCUACAAAUAACAUCACGUCCAUUAAUAAUGAUCCAGAAAGUAUUCAAGCUGUAGCUUUAUAUCUUCGUAGAGGUCAUCUUCUAUUAACACUUAUUGAUCAAGUUCAAUUCGUUAAUUUAAUAAUUAUAAAAACUUUAUUAGAAAAAAUUAAGGAAUUUUUAGAGGCUGAACCAAAUGGAAUUGGUAAAUUGGCAUUAAAGAAAGUAUUGUUUGAUACUUUAAGUAUGGGAUUAGAUUAUACAAAGAAAGAUGUAUGUGUUAAAUGGUGGUUAUCAGAAGGAUCAAAAAUUACUGUGUCACAAUAA
Messenger RNA from Diversispora eburnea, 1803 nucleotides. Lineage: Eukaryota; Fungi; Glomeromycota; Glomeromycetes; Diversisporales; Diversisporaceae. The record is from the annotation of a GenBank genome assembly.